Messenger RNA from Canariomyces notabilis, 871 nucleotides. RefSeq names its product acetyltransferase-like protein. Lineage: Eukaryota; Fungi; Ascomycota; Sordariomycetes; Sordariales; Chaetomiaceae. The transcript is spliced from 3 exons. Bases 109 to 798 code for a protein of 229 amino acids. Gene Ontology annotation, molecular function: acetyltransferase activity. The record is from RefSeq and is a predicted model, not a curated record.
CGUCAACUGAAGUGACUGAAACUCUCUCCGCGCAAGAAGGCGCAGAUCCCAUCAACUCAAGUGACCUUGUUGCGGUAACAGGCACUUGCACUGAGUAUAGUGUUAACAAUGGAUUCCGAAACACUUGACCUAAACGAAAACCGUCGCCGGAUGCUCAAUGGCGAGCUCUAUUACGCCUUUACCCCUGACUUGGUAGCAGAUCGUCAACGCUGCAAAGCCGCGUGCAACGCCUUCAACCUGGCAAGUGCCACCGGAGUUGCCUCGCGGAGAACACAAGUCGAGCUUUGGAAACGGAUCGUCCAAGAUGACACCCCGCUCCCUCCGCCAGGCGCCACCCCUGAAGAAGAUGAGAAGCUUUUGGACGAUUACCCCUGGGUAGACGGACCUAUCAAAUUUGACUAUGGCUUCAAUACAAAAAUUGCCCCCCAAGUCUACAUCAACAGCAACGCCACCUUCCUCGAUGUCUGCCCCAUAACAAUCGGCUCACGCACCCUCAUCGGCCCCAAUUGCAGCUUCUUUGCGGCAACCCACCCGAUUGAUCCCUUCGUGCGCAACGGUCUUAAUGGCCCCGAACUAGGCAAGCCCAUAACCAUUGGCGAGGACUGCUGGUUUGGUGGGAAUGUGACUGUCCUCCCGGGCGUGACCAUCGGUCGAGGUGUGACGGUUGGCGCUGGGAGCGUUGUGACCAAGGACGUGGAAGAUUUUGUUGUUGUUGCGGGUAAUCCAGCAAGGGUUGUUAAGAGGUUGGACGCCGCAGACAAGAUUAAAGGGGAGGGGAGGACGCAGGACUCUCGGUAAACUAUGACAUGUUGACACUGGUAUAUAGCAGCGAAGCCCUUUAUAACAGCGCGUCAAAUGCUCUGAGUCUGUG